This is a messenger RNA of Triticum dicoccoides, 1281 nucleotides long. RefSeq names its product chitin-inducible gibberellin-responsive protein 2-like. NCBI's taxonomy places the organism in Eukaryota, Viridiplantae, Streptophyta, Magnoliopsida, Poales, Poaceae. The record is from RefSeq and is a predicted model, not a curated record. The coding region runs from base 1 to 1281 and encodes 426 amino acids. The transcript has a single exon.
AUGCGCCCCUUGGACCUGAACAUUAUAUGGUUUAACAGCACUCUAGAAAAUGCAAUUCUUGGGCCUGAAUUGGACAUAUCCUGUGACAGCCCCAAGAGCUUAUUGCAAGCCAAGAAUCUUUUGAAACAAGGUAACUGGAGACAGGUUCUGGGAAUUAAUACAGGAGACUUGAAGCAGGUGAUCAUAGCAUGUGGUAAGGCUGCUGCAGAGAAUGAUAUACAUACAGAAGUGCUGAUAUCUGAGCUACGUCAGCUGGUGUCUAUCUCUGGAGAUCCAAUGCAACGCCUAGGAGCAUACAUGUUGGAAGGGCUUGUGGCCAGGCUCUCUUUCUCUGGAAGUAAGCUGUAUAAAUCCUUGAAGUGCAAAGAACCUACAAGCUCUGAGUUAAUAUCUCACAUGCAUCACCUUUCUGAGAUCUGCCCAUUCUACAGGUUUAGUUACAUGUCAGCCAAUGGUGCCAUAGCAGAGGCUAUCAAAAGCGAGAACUUCGUUCACAUCAUCGAUUUCCAUAUCGCACAGGGGAGCCAGUGGAUAACUAUCAUUGAGGCUCUUGCAGCGAGGUCUGGGGGUCCACCAUGCCUAAGAAUCACUGGCAUAGAUGACUCAAACUCUGCUUAUGCCCGAGGUGGUGGACUGGAUAUGGUUGGGACAAGAUUGCAUAGUGUCUCUGCGUCGUGUGGCAUGCCCUUUGAGUUCAAUGCUGUUCAUGCUGCUAGCCAUGAGGUUUAUCUUGAGCAUCUUGAUAUAAGGCCCGGGGAGGUCAUUGUAGUGAAUUUUGCCUAUGAGCUGCAUCAUACUCCUGAUGAAAGCGUGAGCACGGAAAAUCACCGGAACAGGAUUAUAAGAAUGAUCAAGAGCCUAUCCCCCAGGGUUGUGACUCUUGUUGAGCAGGAGUCGAAUACAAACACAGCUCCAUUCUUCUCAAGAUACUUGGAGACCUUCGAAUACUAUACGGCAAUGUUUGAGUCAAUAGAUGUUGCUCUCCCAAGGGAUGAUAAGAGACGGAUUAGCACAGAGCAGCACUGUCUUGCAAGGGAUGUCAUCAAUUUAAUAGCGUGUGAGGGUGCUGAAAGGGUUGAGAGGCUUGAGGCGUUUGGGAAAUGGAAGGCAAGGUUUGCAAUGGCUGGAUUUAGGCCGUACCCACUGAGUUCGCUGGUGAACAACACCAUCAAAACGCUGCUGGAUAACUACCACAGUUGCUACAGGCUUGAGGAAAGGGACGGAGUCCUUUACCUUGGUUGGAAGAGUAGAGUAUUGGUCGUGUCUUCCGCAUGGUGCUGA